AGUUAGCAUACUUCAAUUGAUCUCCAUCUGGAAAUUGACCAACUGUCAUUCUAAACAAAUCUUAAUUAGAGAUCAGUCGUUGCAUUCUAGGUUGUUUUUAACCCACCAUCUUUCAAAGCAUUAAUUGAUCAAAUAAUUUUGAUGCACACAUUACUGUGUUUAUUAUCCGAUUUUGGUGCAAAUAUUAUUCAAAAUUGUUUUUUUUUGAGAAAAAAAUCUAUAAUUGAAUAUUAAAAAAGCCAACUCUGCUGGAGUGAAUUUCUAAAAGGAAAAAGCAGAAGAUCCGUUUUACAAUGAAAAAUACAAAAGUGACGGCCAAAAGCGUGGAGACGAGUUUUGGCAAACUGGCGGAUCACGUGGUCGCUGUUACCGAGACAGAUCGGCUGGUUGAGCCAGAGGUGCAAUUGAGUUCGUUCAGAAGGAAGUUUGUAGUGUUUCUGUGCUCAUUUACAAUUAUACUAGAGGGGGUCAAUUUGUCACUUCCGGGUCCAUUCUUCCCAGAUGAGGCUAAAGAAAAAGGACUAUCUCAGACUCAGAUUGGAAUUGUAGUUGGGUCUCUAGAUGUCGCAAACUUACUGUUCUCCUUCAUUGUAGCCACUGUAGUCAAUACUAACAACAUCAAAUUCUUCUUCUCGGCUGGCAUGCUUUGGUCCUCAGUUACCGUCGGCGCUUUCGGAAUCCUCGGCGACGCACCUGACGGGCUGAUAUACUUUGUCUCGUGUCUCGUAUGUCGCAUAGUCAACGGAAUCGGAGCGUCAAUGUUGUACAGUACCGCUAUGCCAAUUGCAGUCCAGAUGUAUCCAGACAAAGCCGGACUAGUCACCACAAUGGUCCAGACAUGUCUUGGCCUGGGACUAUGUCUGGGGCCCCCUGUAGGAAGUGUUCUUUUAUCUUUCGGCGGCUACAAAGGUCCUUUCCUAACAGUAGCUUCAAUAGAAUUUGUAGUUUUUCUAAUGGGGGUUUUCGCGAUUCCAGCUAAAGGCGCGAAAGCAAAGGCAAAGCCACGAAACUCAGAAUACUUUCGUUUUUUGGCAAAGUUCUCUGCACUUAGUGUCGUAAUUCCAAGUGCAAUGAUUUUCUCGAUGUCAGGAAUUCGCGAUAGCGCUUAUUCGCUUUAUUUCGAAAACGUCCUGAAUAUUGACUCAAAAACAGUUGGUUUCAUAUUUCUUUCAAACUCAGUUGGACAAGUAUUAACAGGGCCUGCGGUCGGUGUUUUUGUUGAAAUCGGCUACGGAGCUUACGUGGAAGCCUUUGUUCAAAUUAUGGGUCCGAUUGUUGCUUUUUCAUUCUUUAUACCCAAAUUCUUACCCGCACUUGAAUGUGUUUCGUGGGGCACUUUCAUGCUUUUUGCCAACGGGUGCGAAGUUGCUUCGAUAAUGACUACUUACCUAAUUCUAGAGAAAGUUGCUUUGAAACAAGGCUUGACAAACAUGCAACAAAUCAAAACUAUUGUCGCUUCCAGUUAUAACUUGAUCAUGUCUGGCGGUCGAAUGUUCGGAUCUUUCGUGGUCGGAGGUUUCAUAAAUGAUAAAGUCGGGUUUUACGAUAUGUGCUUAGUAUACGGUAUAAUUCUAUGCGUUUCGGCUGUUUGGCACAUUUCGUUUUUGUUCAAAGUGGGUUUUAUUCGGAAACUGUUUUACAACAACGAGGUGGAUGUUAAAUUUAUAGAGGAUAAAGGCAAGGUUGGCUUGUCAACGUCAACUGGACGCAAAAAUACUGAAUAUGAAGAUGAUAGCUCGGAUGAAAAUGUUGAUGAUGAUAUUAUGGUGUGGAAAGCUUCAAUAUCCACAAUGCUUUUGACAAGCAUGAGCAGGUCUCAAAAUUUAAACCGAUGAACAAACUCUGCAAACUGAAGAAAUUUUCCAGACAAAAAUUGAUAUACGGCAUGUAAGCAGUUGUAAUUUCGUACUCAAAAAUAUGUAAUCUUGAAAAAUUUUAUACUGAUUAGCAGGGGCGGAUUAAGAAAUCCGGCUUUGGUGUUUUAUAAGAAAACCUUUUUUGGCCGACCGACCCUAAAAUUUUUCUAAAGGCGCCUUUGGCGCCAAUAUAAACUAAUUUUGAGGGGGAUGUCAAAACUUUCCAAAAAGUGC
Symsagittifera roscoffensis is the source of this 2090-nucleotide messenger RNA. RefSeq names its product MFS-type transporter SLC18B1-like. Bases 294 to 1835 code for a protein of 513 amino acids. The transcript has 2 exons. Gene Ontology annotation, biological process: transmembrane transport. The record is from RefSeq and is a predicted model, not a curated record. Gene Ontology annotation, molecular function: transmembrane transporter activity. Lineage: Eukaryota; Metazoa; Xenacoelomorpha; Acoela; Convolutidae.